GGCUCGGAGGUUGUGAUGCCUAAAAUGCAGUCUAGAAACUGAGAUGUAUUACCCGCGGAUGUACCAUCCCCUCUUCGUCUGCAUCGGUGGCUUCCCGGUGGCCUCCGGCGCUGGUAAAACCAGCACCGUUGGGAAACCGAGGAAGCCCCCGCUGAUCCCUAGUUUCCUCCCCUUGCGCUCCGCGAGAGAAAUGUACUGGGGAGGGUUUGUGUUGGAACUGGAAGUCAAAGCGGUGCGCCGGCUCUCCCUUUUAUUUCUAUGGCAGAAGGCGCUGCUGCCAUAGAGUUGCCGACGCAACCUAUGGGAACUCUAAGGAAGCAUAGAGGGGGCGGGCGUUCAUGGCUCCCGGAAGUGCGGAGGUCUGUCCCUCCAGCUCUAUGGUUUCCGCGCCCGCGUCGGGGAGGAGGCGUCCGCGGCGGCCGGGAUGGUGCGAUUCAAGAACAGGCUUCUGGAUUGUACAUCAUAAAGGUGCAAGGUAUUUCCUCUGUGAGAUCAUCUCGGAAGACCCCCACUGCCGACAGCUCAUUGAAGAGCGAACAGUGCACAAUGCAGUGAAGAGUGCUGUUGCAAGAAUCCACGGAGACUUUGGCCUAGCGUGCUGCUCCAUAGCUUUUGCAGUAAAGUACCUCAAUGCCUACACGGGAGUAGUCCUGCUCUGUUGCCGGAAAGACUUUUAUCGACUCCUCUGGUCAGCACUGCCCUUUAUCACUCACUUGGAAAACAAGAGCCAGCGUUACCCCUGUUCCGUUAACGUGCUGCACCUCGGAGCUACAAUACGCACGUGUCAAAAGUUCCUAAUUCAGUACAACAGGGAUCAGCUGCUGUCGCUCCUGCAGAACUGCACCAGUGAAGACAGACGAGCCAUCCAGGAGUCGGUGAAGAGCUGUGUCCUGGUGGGAGAGCAGCCACUCCAGAGUAUGGAUGAAGAAAGCGAUGAGAGCAUGGAGACAGCCUGAGCAGCAGUGCAGGCGCUCGUGCAGGAGGACCGACACUGUUUCCACGGUGCUCACUCCCCAGGAUCUUUCCUUUCCCUCUUUUUAGGGGGCUGUAAGUGCAGGCAAAGUGAACCAUGCUUUGUGGCCACUCAGCGUAAUUUUCUGGGGACCAAAGAACAGUGCAGCCAGGUCUGUUUCUCACACUGAGCUUUGGAGAGCAGCACCUUCCCGCCAGUCCCAGUUGUAUGCAGAGCAGGGAGAGGUGCCUUUUCCCUAGGAAGGGCUGCUGCUGCUGGGAGCUGGAGCUGGCAUCACUGCAAAUCACACUGCCCUCUGCCUGCCACUUACACAUGCAAAGAAGGUGCACUCUCAGAGGGCUGGUUUGGAGUCUGCGGCAUCGGGAGAACUGGACAGUGACACGGAACGGUUGUGGUUUUUCCCAUCCUGAUAGACUUGCCGAAGCAGUUUGAGAGCAUGCAGCAAGCUGCUGCUCCCACAUGCUACACUGGCUUCUUUCACAAACUAGCUGGAAUAAAGCUGCCAAGUAAUGUCC
This is a messenger RNA of Varanus komodoensis (Komodo dragon), 1488 nucleotides long. RefSeq names its product POP5 homolog, ribonuclease P/MRP subunit (gene POP5). The transcript has 6 exons. NCBI's taxonomy places the organism in Eukaryota, Metazoa, Chordata, Lepidosauria, Squamata, Varanidae. Gene Ontology annotation, biological process: tRNA 5'-leader removal. The coding region runs from base 339 to 956 and encodes 205 amino acids. The record is from RefSeq and is a predicted model, not a curated record. Gene Ontology annotation, molecular function: ribonuclease P RNA binding. Gene Ontology annotation, cellular component: ribonuclease P complex.